UACCACUGUUGAUAUUAUUUUUUUUUUGUUUCUUCACUAAAACCCUAAAGGAACCAUCUUUGUAUUUUUUUUUUUGUCUUUCGUCUGAAAUUGAGAGGAAGUACAAACAAAAAAUGGCGAUUAGUCGUCCGUUGGCCCAACUCAACGAGCUACCAAUCUCCUCCUCCUUUCUCGCGAAAUCGAUACCCCACUCGCUGCACAACAGUACCAGAAUCAACAGCGGCUUCUCAAAACAAAGGUCUAAGCCAACACGGUUGAGAUGCUCCUUCUCUCCGAUGGAGUCUGCGAGGAUUAAAGUCAUCGGUGUCGGCGGUGGUGGUAACAAUGCCGUCAAUCGCAUGAUUUCCAGCGGCUUACAGAGUGUUGAUUUCUAUGCGAUAAACACGGACUCUCAAGCUCUCUUACAGUCUUCUGCACAGAACCCACUUCAAAUCGGAGAGCUUUUAACACGUGGCCUCGGGACUGGUGGGAACCCGCUUCUAGGAGAACAAGCUGCUGAAGAAUCAAAAGACGCAAUUGCUAAUGCACUCAAAGGAUCUGACCUUGUUUUCAUUACUGCUGGUAUGGGUGGUGGUACUGGCUCCGGUGCUGCUCCUGUUGUUGCUCAGAUAUCUAAAGAAGCUGGUUAUUUGACCGUUGGUGUUGUUACCUAUCCCUUCAGCUUUGAAGGUCGUAAAAGAUCUUUGCAGGCACUGGAAGCCAUUGAAAAGCUGCAGAAGAACGUUGAUACACUCAUCGUGAUACCUAAUGAUCGUCUCCUAGAUAUUGCUGAUGAACAGACGCCUCUUCAGGACGCUUUUCUUCUCGCUGAUGAUGUUUUACGGCAAGGAGUUCAAGGAAUCUCAGAUAUUAUUACCAUACCUGGACUGGUUAAUGUUGACUUUGCGGAUGUGAAGGCGGUUAUGAAAGAUUCUGGAACCGCAAUGCUUGGAGUAGGUGUUUCUUCAAGCAAGAACCGAGCAGAAGAAGCAGCUGAGCAAGCCACUUUGGCUCCAUUGAUCGGAUCAUCCAUACAGUCAGCUACUGGUGUCGUCUACAACAUCACCGGUGGAAAAGACAUUACCUUGCAGGAAGUGAACCGAGUAUCUCAGGUGGUGACAAGUUUGGCAGACCCAUCGGCUAACAUCAUAUUUGGAGCUGUUGUGGAUGAUCGUUACACUGGAGAGAUUCAUGUAACGAUAAUCGCCACGGGGUUCUCACAGUCUUUCCAGAAGACACUUCUCAGUGAUCCAAGAGCAGCUAAACUACUCGACAAAACGGGAUCAGCAGGUCAACAAGAGAACAAAGGGAUGUCUAUCCCUCACCAGAGGCAGUCUCCUGCAACUAUCAACACCAAAUCAUCUUCUCCCCGCAGAUUGUUCUUCUAGCAUCUUUUGUUUUUAAGCAUAUUCCUUUUUUAUCAAAAAUGUAACGAUCUUCUGGCUCAAAUAUCAUUUACUUUUUUUUCCUA
Molecule: messenger RNA, 1450 nt
Organism: Raphanus sativus (radish)
Lineage: Eukaryota; Viridiplantae; Streptophyta; Magnoliopsida; Brassicales; Brassicaceae
Product: cell division protein FtsZ homolog 1, chloroplastic
Exons: 6
Coding region: 114-1367 (417 amino acids)
Biological process (GO): chloroplast fission; cell division; microtubule-based process
Cellular component (GO): microtubule; chloroplast; cytoplasm
Molecular function (GO): GTP binding; GTPase activity
Source: RefSeq, a predicted model, not a curated record